AAGAUUGUUGAACGUUUGUCAAAAACAAAUUCGAACAACACACUCCGAGCAGCCAUUUUAACAGGACCGAUCACAGAAGACACAUCGGAUAUGCACUGUCUAUUUGUUGUACGUCUAGAGUCUACACAGUCAAACUACCUUCAAAGAGCGUGUAGAGGAACGAGUUCAUCUUGUAGCAGAACAGACAGCAUCACAAGAUGGAUUCUGAGAUUUUGAAUGUAGAGGAGAUAGUGAUGGGACGGGGAUUGCCUGAUCCACCUCCACAAGCUCCCCCCGAAAAGCCAGCAGAGCCGUACAAACCCCUCAUUCUGAAUGGACCUCCGACAACCACUGUUCAACCCUACCAGCAUGAGAACCUGCAGUGUUUCCAGUGCUUCAUCACAUUCUGCAACGCCAAAGCAAAGGAGAGGCACAUGAAGAAGAGCCACCGGGAAGAGUACAAACAACAGCUUCAGCAGGGAAACACGCUGUUUACAUGCUACGUGUGUGAUCGCACAUUUCAUUCAUCAGAGGAACUAACACAGCACCAGCCGACACACAGCAAGGACGACAAGCCCUUUAAAUGUGUUCACUGCAAGGAGAGCUUCAAAACGUUUUCUGAGCUCACAACCCACAGGAGACAGGUAUGUCCAGAGAGACAGCUGGUGUGUAAAGAUUGCAAUGCAGUCUUCCGUAGUCCGGGACUGCUGCGGGCUCAUCGCCUCACCCAGCAUUCGCGCCCAGAAGACACCGUGGGACAGGUGGAGGAAGUUCCAAAAACCCAUCACUGUAAGAAGUGCGGGCAGGGGUUUGAGGCUGUAGCAGAGCUGCUGGAGCACCAGGAGAAUUACCCGGAUGGGCAGCAGUGCAACGGCAGCACUUCGCCAGUCAAGAAGCGUGGGCGACCUGCUAAAGCCGAGGAGCCAGCAGCAGGAGAUAAGAAGGGGAAACGGAAAAAGGAUGAGGCAGAAGAAACCGUGACUGCUAGCAGCGCGUCAGAGUCAGCAGCAACUCCAGCGGAGGAAAAGGGGAAAGCAACUGGAGUAGCAAAGCGCGGCCGUCCUCCUAAAGCAGCCCCCAAAUCAGAAACUGAUGAGACAAAGAGUGCAGAGGACGAUGCUGCAGGUCAAGGGAAAGAGAAGAAACCUAAAGCAGAGGCCACUCCUCCUCGUCAGCACCCCUGUCCCGACUGUGACCUCACGUUUCCCGGCUUGGUUCAGCUCCGUGCUCACAAGAAGGAGAAACACACCCCACGGAAAGCCCAUCCCUGUGAGGAAUGUGAAGAGAGCUUCGCUCGUCCUGAGCAGCUGGAUGCCCACAUGUCUCGCGCUCACGCCACCGGUCGCUUCUCCUGUCCGACCUGUGGGAAGAGCUUUGGCCGUGAGCGCACCUUGAAAGCUCACCAGAAAGGUCACCCGGAGGAAAAACCAGAAAAUGCAAAAAGAUAAUUAGGAUGUGAGGACACUGCAGAAAGUUUGAGCUUUUUAAUAUUUUUAAUCACAAGUUUUUCCUUUUGUUUUUCUUUUAACGUUGGAAGAUUUCUCAGUCAAAUGAUGUUCCAGACACUUCUGAAAAUCGAAUUUUAGCAGGUAGUCGAGUUUAAAGCCAAGUUUGAUCAUGAGAACACAUUUUGAACAAAGACUGUCAAUCCCUUCAAUUACAAGACGUAGAUUAUUUGUAAAAACGGUCUUGAUUCAAAUUUUUUUUUUAAUGUUUUGAGUUUUUAGUGUGAAUUAUGUGUGAUUAUAUUAUUUGGUGUUUUGAGUUGAUUCGCUAUCUUUGUGGUUUCAUUUAGUCCUGUAACAGAUUGGACACGAACACACUGAACAAACUAGAUGCCUUGUAGAGAUACUAUGUUGAAAUAUUUAGGCUGUUUGUCAAAAGAAACGUGUUAUGUACAGUUUCUGUUCUACAAUUAAUACCAUCAUUUUAUCUUACUUUCUAAAUUAAAUUUCAACAAGAAAGUUUUUAGUUCUGCUUAGUGAAAUGUAAAAAAAAAAUGUAUUUGGGCCAAAUACUCCAGAUUUAAUGUGGAGGAGUUGGCUUGUGGGCAGAAAAUAUCCACAAUAAUUCAGAAUUUUUUUUUUCUUUGCUAAAAAUUACUUCUUUAUUUUUGUAUUUCUGUUCAGGUCAUAUUUGACAUUUUAGCAUUUCUAUAAAGACUCUUUAAAGCAUCGGAGUUCCUUUAGAAACUAUAAUAUGUAUUCCACUUCCUAGAUUGUUUCUCUUCCCACUGCGGACAUGUAAUAAAUCAUGCCUUCCUUGAGGAGGCUGCUGAACAAA
Molecule: messenger RNA, 2262 nt
Organism: Nothobranchius furzeri (turquoise killifish)
Lineage: Eukaryota; Metazoa; Chordata; Actinopteri; Cyprinodontiformes; Nothobranchiidae
Gene: znf576.2
Product: zinc finger protein 576, tandem duplicate 2
Biological process (GO): regulation of transcription by RNA polymerase II
Cellular component (GO): nucleus
Molecular function (GO): DNA binding; DNA-binding transcription factor activity, RNA polymerase II-specific
Source: RefSeq, a predicted model, not a curated record